Messenger RNA from Uranotaenia lowii, 1034 nucleotides. Its product is annotated as TBP-related factor. Gene Ontology annotation, biological process: DNA-templated transcription initiation. The record is from RefSeq and is a predicted model, not a curated record. The coding region runs from base 127 to 807 and encodes 226 amino acids. NCBI's taxonomy places the organism in Eukaryota, Metazoa, Arthropoda, Insecta, Diptera, Culicidae. The transcript is spliced from 3 exons. Gene Ontology annotation, molecular function: DNA binding; RNA polymerase II general transcription initiation factor activity.
GUCGACGGACUUUUUUGUUGCCAUUCUUGCGCUCACGCAUAUUUUCCUUGUUUUUCCUGCAAAAUCCUGUUAUUUUAAAAAGAUUUAACGAAAUCAAUUGCUACUGAAUCCUGUACCUGCCUAGCCAUGGAACGACCGACUCCAGAGUCUCCUGUUAAAAGCAUGCUAACCGCUCCCCAACCCCGAACGCCGGUAACGAUAAAGCCUCAACCUCCGCAAAGCAGCAUGGUCAUGCAACUGCCAAUGCCCACCGGACCACAGGAAGCAGUAAAUUCAGUCACAGUCAAAAACUGCGUGGCCACCGUCAGCUUAGGAUGUGAACUGGAUCUGGCCAGUAUUAAUUUCCGCACCCGAAAUACCGAAUACAAUCCGGCCCGGUUUCACGGAGUGGUAAUGCGGAUACGAGAACCUCGUUGCACGGCUCUAGUUUUCCGGACCGGGAAAAUCGUUUGCACCGGUGCUCGAAACGAGGCCGAUGCCAAUUUGGCGGCUCGGAAGUUUGCCAGAAUCAUCCAAAAGCUCGGCUACCCGGUGCGGUUUUUAGAAUUUAAAAUUCAAAAUUUGGUAGCAGUAGUAGAUUUGCGGUUCCCGGUUCGAUUGGAAAAUUUGAACCAGGUUCAUGGGCAGUUUAGCUCGUACGAGCCGGAGAUUUUUCCCGGUUUGAUUUAUCGGAUGAUCAAACCACGGGUUGUGCUGUUGAUUUUCGUGAAUGGUAAAAUCGUGUUUACCGGAGCCAAAUCGGCGGAAGAAGUCACCGAAAGUUUGGAGAACAUCUAUCCAAUCUUGCAAAGUUUUAGGAAAAAUUGAAUCAAUUUGAUGUGUUUUUUUUUGUCUUUUUAACAUUAAGCUAACGGUAUUCGAAGAUAGUUUUAAAAGUAAAGAUAAGAAAUAUGCAUCUAUUAUAAACGUUCUUAAUUGACUCAUAGCAUUGUAAAAAUAAUAGGCUUUCCUCCGCUAGGAAUAAGUUAUAAUUUUAUACUAGUGAGAUUCGUAGGUGCACAAAUAAAAGGUAUGUAUCUCAAAAAAUGCGUUUC